Fusarium coffeatum is the source of this 2574-nucleotide messenger RNA. RefSeq lists its product as uncharacterized. The record is from RefSeq and is a predicted model, not a curated record. NCBI's taxonomy places the organism in Eukaryota, Fungi, Ascomycota, Sordariomycetes, Hypocreales, Nectriaceae. Bases 1 to 2574 code for a protein of 857 amino acids. The transcript has a single exon.
AUGAGCUUUUCAACUCUUCUACGCAGAGAAGUGCGUGGUGCUGGUGGUCUUGGUCUAGGUUGGAUCCUCGCCUUUUCUAUCGGUGGUGCUAUUCUCCUUUUUGCUGCCAUCGGAUUUCUUCUUACUUGGAAGGUCAAGACGAGAGAUCAAUCUGAUGCGACUACGAUUUAUCAAGUAUCGGAGAAUAUUGAAGAUCAUCGACGUUCCGUCUUCAGUAAGCGACUCGUCAAGCGGAAAUACAACAGUUCCAGAUCUCUGAGUCGGCUAUCCCUCUCGCUGCCUCCAGUACUACCACCUCUUCCGACAUAUAACAGCUUCACCUUCUUCGGCGGAAACAACAAACGAGGUCGAUCGAGUAGUUGGAUCGAGGAAGACAGAUUCCAUGGGCCGAGAGUUAACAGAAGUCGACGGGAUAGUCUCUUUAGCAGAGAUGGGUGGCUAGGAAGAGCACCUACAAUUCCAACUCUUAUGACGGACGAAGAUCUCGAAAAGGCACAGGAAGCACAGGAGAUGGAACAAGGUCCCCACGUGCAGAAGCGACACAGUAUUGAGACUCUGGAACGAAGCAAGACUGCACCAGAUAUGCCCCUCCACGAGGAACAUAUACAAGUCAGCCCUGUGCGAGUUCCAUCAAGAGCUCGUGUAAGAGCUUCAGUGACAGAUACCGACCUUCGAGACAUUCUUCGAAACACAGAACAAAGACUUCGAGAGGGAACCAGCAGAUCACCUAGCAAGAACUCUCGUAGCUCACCUACAAAACGUUCGCCUACCAAGAUAUCUUCGCUGAGAAGCACACCGCGCAAGAACUCGCCUACAAAGACUCCUCAUAGCCACAGAACCACUUCAUCUCUUGACUCGACCAACACAACUGGAACAGUACGCAUCAUGCGAGUGCCGCCAAGUCCGAGUAAAAGAGCAACUAUUCACACAGUACCCAUGGAUGCGCAGAGUCGACAAGUUUCUGUUAGUUCUAUUGGUAGUGCUGCGAAUAGCUUGUUAGCCGAGGCAGCGCAAGAACUCAUUCUACCAGGAGGACUCUCGAGUCCGAGUCGCUUGAGAGGAAGACAGUGGGAGCCUCAAGAGGAUGAACUUCCCCCUAAGCCAGAACCUCCAAAACAAACUGUCAAGGAGGAUAGUCCUGAUCGUCGAGUGUCGCAAGAAAGUGAAGCGUCAAGUUCACUAUCUACAUUGUACAGCGCCAACGAAUCCACUGAAGAGAAGGAUCAACCUGACCCGUUCAUCGAGAGAAGAACUUCCGCAGGGCUCAGCUCGGAUAGUAGAGGAUCACUAUUCGGAGCACGGGCGAACCAUAGAAGGGGUAGGAAUCUGAGUAUAUCGAUCCCAGGCGGACAAUCCAUUUUCAACACCCAUGGAAACGGACAUGGACAAGGCCAAUUUCGACCCUCCCUUGUGAGCACACAAGCUGUUGGCGGACCUCCGAUCUCUACACACCUGGCACCCCCUCCAGAGCGAUUCCAACGCAACGAUAGUCUUCAAGCUCGCGACCAAGAUGGCAUUGCACUCGCAUUCCCUAUCAGCAACUCAUACACCAGUGUCCUGACACCUUCUGUGACAACCGAAGGCGACAGCACUUUAUCUUUAGGGAAUACAAUCGACGAAAGCCCCAAGCCUGAAGUUCCUGAGCGAAUGAGACCGGCGUUGCAGGAGAACAGACAUAGUAUUGCAACAGUGCCGAGCCUGAACUCUUCGCCUUUUGACGAGCAAGAUAUGCUAUCAUUGCUGCUGGGUACAAACCCGAAAAGAGCACUGCCUGAGCCGCCGAAGCAUAUCGCACAGGUCGAUCAUAUAGAUAUGCCCAAGCCAGUUUCUCCAAUGCCUAGACGAGAGUUCUCACAGCAUUUGCGACAGAUGUCUUCAACAGCGAAUUCUAUAUACCGCGAUGAAGUACCCGUGGAUGAUCCUGGUGCCAUGUCAACAGGAUCACCACUUCGUCGUGCAAACUCACGAUCUAAGAAGGACAUGCCAACUCUUCCUCCCCCGCCAGCUGUACCAAGUAUGGGAUCGCUCGGUAACUCUAUCAUGGAACUUAGAAGGAUGAACAGCAUUGUUAGUUCAUACAGCGCCAACUCUUUGGGAUCAUCUACCGUCGACCCUGAUUCGCCAACACUACCCAUGUUGAACUUGACAAGCAGCUUUUCACGAAGGAGUAUGAAUCCUUCUACUCCCAGGGGAAGCACCUCAGGUCGUCAGAACUAUCUCAACCUUGGAAGUCCCAACAAGAACGCCUCCGGCUCAGUCGUGCCACCUAUGCCAAACCGUCCUCUUCCAACCAGUCGCAGUGGUCGUUCUAGCCUGAACGUGGAGAUCCACGAAGAUGAUAUCGACGAGGGCAAGGAGAACCAUGAACCGAUGCCCAUGCGAGAGACGCGCAAGAACGGAAGAGAUACCCGGGAUUUGAGCCGAACAUCAAGCGCCAAAUCCAAGCUUGGAACUGUGAGCGAACUUGUUGCUGAGAGUAAGCGCAAGACUGUUGAGUCGGUGGGAUUGUACGACAAAGAAGGAUUUCUUAACAGCUCGCCUGAUGCAUCAGGAAAGGGGCGAUUGCGCAUGUAG